AUGCGAGAGCUCAUCAGCCUCGUCCACGGCAUACGCCUCUACCACUCGGUGUCCGCCGACUGGCCAGGUGCUGGUCUUAACACGAAGGAGGUAUUAGGCGAUCCGGAUAAGCGUAGGAGAGCGGAUGAUCUCGAGGAUGCACUACAGGAGAUUAACAGUAGAUGCUCGCGACUCAAGGAGUAUAUAGACUACCUCGUAGUGGUGUCACUGAAGGAGGAGGCAGGGGAGGGCUUGGCAAAGGGAACUGAUGAUAUUUGCUAUAUACGUCAGUGUGUGUUGUAUCUCCGAUCUGCUGGUGAUGAUAUUGAGAGAGCUAUCGAACGGUUGUAUAAAUCGCGCUCUCACUUUGCUGAGUGUGCUAGGAUGAUAGGUGCCGGGAUGGGCAACAGGACGGUCAUCCUCAAGGCGGAGGUUUACCCUUGUUUUGAUUCUCUUGCGAAGUACUACUAUAGUUGCCGUGAUGAGCUGCGGUUCAUCAAUGAUCGGAUACGUCUGGCACAUAUGGUGUUCGAGCAGUUGGAUGCAUAUAGGUUUGAAGAGAAAGGCCUCCUGUUGGGAUCGAACUGGGGAUCUGUCGAUUAUUCUAUGGAGGACAAGUGCUCUACCAACCGCGCUACCAAUACUUGCCCUGAGACGCCGUCCUCUCUAGAGCAGCACUCGGUGCUCGAGUCUUGGCAGGAUGUAUGUCCAUGGUGGUCUAAGGGGUACUGUCCGAUCGCUAUCGUUGACGGUAGAGGUCUGCUUGUACCGGGUGACCCUCAGCAUGGCCUCGUCCUCCGACUCGAUGGAGGGACCGCGUCCUUGGUGGCGUUUUCGUCUCCUGGCGCCGUGAGGAGGUUUAUGGCUGACCACAGUAAAUAUGAGGAAUGGGUGAAGGCGUAUUGCCGUUUGAUGCCUCCACUUAUCCCCUUGUUGCAAAUGCAGGCGGAAUUCCCGCAUAUUCCGGGUGCACUGUUCGGGGGAGAAGAUAAGUCCGAUCGUCAGGAGAGCGGCCCUGGGCGGGUUCGACUGGACGUGGCCUGCGAGACGGAGUUGCAUCCGCAGCAGCAGCAUGUGGAUAAGGAAUAUGAAUGGAACGAAUGGAGGCUGCGGGAGAAAUUGUUGAGGGCAGUGACGCUACGACAGAAAAAGACGAGAAGUGUCCAGACUGAUUACUCCUCCUUCAGAAGAGACAGUGACGUGCAGGUCUAUCUCCCCAAGACUGCAACGACGAAUACCUCCCAUGACAAGUGGACAAAUCCGGUGGUUCAUAAACGAUACUUGGUCGGUAUGAGAGGAGCCAAAAAGGAUGCAUUGAAAAGUGUGGAUAUCAAGUUUGACAUGUGA
Messenger RNA from Perkinsus marinus ATCC 50983, 1326 nucleotides. RefSeq names its product Protein C6orf165, putative. Gene Ontology annotation, cellular component: axoneme; ciliary basal body. The coding region runs from base 1 to 1326 and encodes 441 amino acids. The transcript is spliced from 13 exons. Gene Ontology annotation, biological process: regulation of cilium beat frequency. Lineage: Eukaryota; Perkinsozoa; Perkinsida; Perkinsidae. The record is from RefSeq and is a predicted model, not a curated record.